Lycium barbarum (goji berry) is the source of this 1371-nucleotide messenger RNA. RefSeq names its product protein FAR1-RELATED SEQUENCE 5-like. The record is from RefSeq and is a predicted model, not a curated record. The transcript is spliced from 6 exons. Lineage: Eukaryota; Viridiplantae; Streptophyta; Magnoliopsida; Solanales; Solanaceae. Bases 1 to 1371 code for a protein of 456 amino acids. Gene Ontology annotation, molecular function: zinc ion binding. Gene Ontology annotation, biological process: regulation of DNA-templated transcription.
AUGGCUAACUUUUUCUGGAGAGAUGGUCGAUCUAGAAUUGACUAUGAGAUUUUUGGUGAUGUCGUUUAUUUUGAUACCACAUAUCGGACAAACAAGUAUCGUAUGAUUUGUGCACCAUUUAUUGGAAUAAAUCAUCAUUGGCAGAAUAUAAUUUUUGGUUGUGCUUUUUUAUCUGAUGAGUCGGCAGAAUCUUUCAAAUGGUUAUUCUCUACGUUUUUAAAGUCAAUGGGAGGCAUUUCCCCGCAAACUAUUAUAACUGAUCAAGCUCAAGGAAUGGCAAUUGAUAUUAGAAAAGUGAUGUCUGGAACUAGACAUAGACUGUGUCAAUGGCACAUAUCCCAGAAUGCCCCAUCUCAUUUGGGCUCACUUAAUAAUGAUAAAGGUUUUUCUAAACUUUUCAACAAGUGUAUGUCAGAAUGUGAUUCUAUUACUGAGUUUGAAGAAACCUGGGAGAUGAUGCUUACAAUUGCUGGAUUGAAAGCCUCAUCUCGAAGUGAAAGUACUAAUCAUGUAUUAAACGGGCUUGGUGACUUGAGCACUUAUUUGCACAUAUUUGUCACUAACUAUGAGAAAAAUGAAGUAAAUAAGUGGCGGCUGAGUGAAGAACAUGAAGACUUCAACUGUAACAAGAAAGAGUUUCUCAAAGGAUCUGGGGCAUGUUAUAUUGAGCCACAAGUAUAUUGUGAUGGUCAAGUGUCCAAAUAUGAAGUAAGAAUGCAUAAUUCAACCAAGAAUUGGUUUGUGGAGUUGGAUUCCACAACUUUACAUGUGACAUGCACUUGCAAGAAGUUUGAAUCUGUGGGUAUUUUAUGUGCACAUUGUCUACUAGUUUUCACUUCUAAUAAGGUUAGAGAAAUCCUAGCGAAAUAUAUUUUGAAGAGAUGGACCAAAGAUGUGAGGAAAAGAAUAAAAGAUUUGCCAAGCAAGAGCUCUUCUAGCAAUGGAAAUUCGGAAUCAUCUGAGAUUGUUUACACUAAUAGUGUGAUGAAGGCUUGUUACAAUCUUGUUUAUCUUAGCAAAUCUAAUACAGAGUGUCGAGAAAUUUUUCAAAGACAUCUCAAAAAUGCUUCAGAUGAAUUGGAUGACUAUCUAGGAAAAUUGGACAACAUUACUGUUCAUUCUUCAGCAAAAAAAAUGUUUUGUUUGAUUAUAGUGAAAUCUCAAAAAGUUGAUGCACCACCAAUAAAAAGUUUGUUUGAGAACAAUGUAUACACUCCUCGUCAAGCAACACCGUCUAUAUCAGAAGUCAGUUUACAAGAUACUGCUUUUGACUUGGAUUUGGAUGACUCAAAUGUCUCAUUUUUUACCUUGUUACAAGGUGUUGAGAAUACUACACAGCAAUCAUCUGCAAGUACAUGGAAAUCAGGAUGA